Messenger RNA from Haemorhous mexicanus (house finch), 864 nucleotides. RefSeq names its product scale keratin-like. The coding region runs from base 169 to 633 and encodes 154 amino acids. Gene Ontology annotation, molecular function: structural constituent of cytoskeleton. NCBI's taxonomy places the organism in Eukaryota, Metazoa, Chordata, Aves, Passeriformes, Fringillidae. The record is from RefSeq and is a predicted model, not a curated record. Gene Ontology annotation, cellular component: intermediate filament. The transcript is spliced from 2 exons.
UCAUUUGGGGUUUGUCCCAAUUAUGCACAUCCCCAAAUUGCACCUUAGAUGUUCCCCAGGAUCUUGGGAAUGGUAUAAAAGCUCUCCCAACCUGGGGCUCUUCACUUCGCCUUCCUCGCUUCAUUCACCUCAGUGAGAAAGCAUCCACUGACCUCCAAUCCCUACAAGAUGUCCUGCUACGACCUGUACCCCUACUCUUCCUGCGGCGCCCUCCGGCCCCAGCCCCUGGCUGACAGCGGGAACGAGCCGUGCGUCCGCCAGUGCCCCGACUCCACCACCGUGAUCCAGCCUCCCCCUGUGGUGGUCACCUUCCCCGGCCCCAUCCUCAGCUCCUUCCCGCAGGAUUCCGUGGUGGGAUCUGCUGGAGCGCCCGUCCUUGCAGCCUCGGGGACCUCCCUGGGCUAUGGGGGUCUCUAUGGCUAUGGGGGUUAUGGAUCCCUGGGCUAUGGGGGUCUCUAUGGAUAUGGGGGUUAUGGACACCUGGGCUACGGGGGUCUGUGGGGCUAUGGGGGUCUGGGGUCCUGUGGGGGGUACCGGGGCCUGUAUGGCUCUGGCAGAGCCUUUGGCUCUGGCUAUUUCAGCCCCUACUCCUGGUACGGCCGCUACGGCCGCGGCUUCUGGGGCUCCUGCUAAAUCCUCUGGAUGAUGUAGAAGGGCAAAGAAAAAUGCAGAUUUUUCUUCCCUUUAAAUUCUUUCCUGAUACCUCCUUGAGUUCAAUUCCUUGUUAUCUUCUUUAUCACCCCUGUGGCUGACUGCAGUGACAGACUGAAGUGUCUUUCAAGUUCUGCCUGCAUUUACAAUACUGAUGUUACCAUGCUGUUUGUGUUCUUUUCAUUCUCAUUAAAACUGUUGCAUCACUGAAAA